Messenger RNA from Anas platyrhynchos (mallard), 3219 nucleotides. It is a transcript of the gene IPCEF1, whose product is annotated as interaction protein for cytohesin exchange factors 1. Lineage: Eukaryota; Metazoa; Chordata; Aves; Anseriformes; Anatidae. The record is from RefSeq and is a predicted model, not a curated record.
CUGUUACAUUUGCAACUUGGACUGGGCUGCUUCUGGGCUGCUCUGGGCUCAGAAAAAGGGGCUGCCUGGGACACUCGAUUGCUUCUCAGAUCCAGGAUUUCCUGGAGCUGGAGGAAGGACAGCAGCCGCUCUCUUCCGGAAGGCAGCGAGCGUGGGCUCCUGCAGCUGCUUUCGUGGAGCUGUCGGCGCCUGUCACCCGCCACUCCUGGGCUCCCUGGCUGGACCUGGCUGGACUGACUCCCUGGCCGCGAUCCCAGCAGAGCGAUGUCUCCAGACCCUUUCUGUCUCCGAGGCGGGAGCAGUGAACUUUGUUCCAGUUUUUCCUGGCCCUCUCCCAAACGGAGCCAGAAGUUGUCUUUUUGAAUUGCUUGCAGCUUUCCCUCUAAACUGAAACCAUUCAUGGAAGCUGAUGGCAAUGCUCUCGUUCCUUUGCGUCAGAAGACAAAAAAGAAAAGUCAAGGGUUCUUCACAAUGAGCCGACGGAGGAUAUCGUGUAAGGAGCUGGGGCAAGCUGAUUGCCAAGGAUGGCUCUACAAAAAGAAGGAAAAAGGAGCUUUCAUUGGCAACAAAUGGAAAAAGUUCUGGUGUGUGCUGAAGGAGUCAUCACUGUAUUGGUACAGCAGUCAGCUGGCUGAAAAAGCAGAAGGAUUUAUCAGGCUUCCAGACUUCAGUGUGGACCGAGCAACAGAAUGCAAAAAAAAGCAUGCUAUUAAGAUCAGCCACCCACAGAUCAAGACAUUUUAUUUUGCGGCAGAAAAUGUUCUGGAAAUGAACACGUGGCUAAGCAAGCUGGGGAUGGCUGUAGACCCUCAGGCACCCAAUGGGAAGAAUGAAGAAGAAUGCUAUAGUGAAAGUGAACACGAUGAUCCAGAAAUAACAGAUACGCCACCUCCCCCCUACAUGGCCCAGUCACAACCUCCUCAGUUGCAGGAUCAACAGAAGUCUUCUUUGACCUCAACCCUGUCAAGUGAAGCAUCUUGCUCUCUCUCAUCUCCUGAAAGCACUUUGAACUCCCAAGAGUCAUCAUCUUCCUUGACGUCCAAAGUGGUUUAUUCUGAGAGGCAGUCCUGGCUUGACCUUGUUAACAGCUCAGCUGUGGAAGAGGGUGAUCAGCCUUUAACUUUCUGUGUACAGAUUCACUCUGAUGAGCAACCAGAAGUAGACUGUGGAGAAGCAGGAGAAAGCCAGAUCUUGCCCAGUGGUGGAUCCCAAAACACUUUAGGUCUGGAUACACAUUGCCUAACUGUGCCAGAUGCAACAGGACAGAAAUCACCAGCCAAAGAUCAGGAAAAAUGUGAUGAUGAUGAGAUGGAGCGACUUUACAAGUCAUUAGAACAAGCAAGCUUGUCUCCCAUCGGUGAUCGUCGGCUGUCAACCAAGAAGGAGCUUAGGAAGUCAUUUAUCAAACGCAGCAAAAACCCUUCCAUUAAUGAGAAACUCCACAAAAUUCGAAUGCUGAACAGCACAUUAAAGUGUAAAGAACAUGACCUGGCCACAAUUAACCAGUUGUUAGAGGACCCAAAGUUGACAGCAAUGAAGUACAGAGAAUGGAGGAACACAAACAUCAUGCUGGUCCAAGAUAUCUAUCAGCAACAGGAGGUCCAGGAUGUGUCCACAGAGAAUAGUGAGGAACAAGAGACAACACCAUUGGCUAUCACUGAAAGUGCUAUCUGAGGCUGUGUAUCAACAGCUCAAUGCAAGAUUUUUUCCCCACAGGUCUUCAUGUAAAGACACUGUUGGGUUCUGAUUUUUUUUUUCCGGAGUGUUCUUCAUAAGGAAAACAACCCCUUCUCCAAAGCUUUAACUCCUUUUGCAAAGCUUAUUUCAUGUCAAAAGAACAAAUCCUUCAAAUUAAAACAGCAUGCUGGAAUCUGGGCUGCAUAUCUAAGAAGAAUAUUUUAUGAAGCAUUGAAGAAAUGUUUUUCCAUAUUGGGAGAAGUAAAUUGUAUAUGUGCAACUUCUGGAUGUCACAGUGCUAUAUAAUAUGAACUGUAUAAACGUCAGAUCCUUGCUGUUGUUUUAAUCAUGUAACUUGGUUGUAAAGGAAGCUACAACAAUUCCAAAAGGAUGUAGUUUACUCUCACUUUUUGACCAUGCAAGGUAACCUGAUAUAUAUAUUUUCAUUUCUACGUUCAUUCACUUUGACAUCUCUACCAGUUGGAACUGAGACAAAUCGAGUAGCAAUUAUGUAUGAAUUUAUACUACAGACCAUUGUCAGGAACCCAGUUUGUGUCAUACCUGAUGUUUUAUGAAUUAGACAUUUAUUUACAGACCAGACCAAGGUACUGUCAUUCUAUAUCAAAAACAGAAGGUCUCUCAAUAUGUUUGGUAAAAUGUAAAUUGCUCUUCAGUGAGGCAAAUAAUGUCUCAACAAGUUUCAAGCUUUUCUUAUGGACUUAACAGAACUUCCUGGAAGGCUAUUUUCUUCUUUCAAUUUUUGAACAAUCAUGAAUAUAUAAGGUACAAGUUCACCCCAAACUCCUAGAUAGCAAGGUGAUCAAGUUUGCAAGGAAGAAGCUAAAUACUUAAAUUCCUGAUGUGGAAGUGAAAGUGUAAAGCAUAGUUGCAAAUAUUUUUGUAAAUAUAUGUCAUUUUAUGGCUUAUAUGAAAGUGUUUAUGUAAUGUAUAUAUGUUUUAUUUAUAUAUUUAUAUAUGCUGAAUUUCCUAAUGUAGAUAGAAGCACAUGGACCAGACCCACUUAUGUGAGUGUACUUACACAGUGACUUGAAAUACUUCUCUGUUCUUUUUUUCCAUUAUGAAUCACAGUAAUGGAUCUAGAAUGGAGAGUACCCUGGGACUUCUGCUGUAACUUCUUCUGUUGUUCAACCUAACUUUGGGAUUUUGAUGAAGAAAAUCUGUGUAAUUUAGGGCAGGAAUAUAAGUUUGCUAUAAAACUUUGGAAUUUCUCUUUGGACAAACAAAAAUGAAUAUAUUAAGAGAUUUUGCUACAGGAUCAUUACAUUUUAGCAUCACUCUUCUCAGUACAGUUUUUUUUUUUCUUUUUUUUUUCUUCCCAUCUUCAGCAUGUGUGCAAGUAUGAGGAUCUUUGCAGAGUGCCAAUUUCUGAAAAGCAGAAAUUAACCCACCAUUCUCCAAUUAAUGCCACUACAAGUACUGGGGAAAUCUGCACUUCUGUUGGCUAUUUUGUGAAGAUAUUGUGAUUGGUAUUCAACAGAUUUUAUCUUUUAAAGUAAAAUACACUAUACAGAUGCAGCCAUA